Messenger RNA from Calliphora vicina (urban bluebottle blowfly), 4725 nucleotides. It is a transcript of the gene Nep3, whose product is annotated as Neprilysin 3. Gene Ontology annotation, biological process: proteolysis. NCBI's taxonomy places the organism in Eukaryota, Metazoa, Arthropoda, Insecta, Diptera, Calliphoridae. The transcript has 8 exons. Bases 525 to 2912 code for a protein of 795 amino acids. Gene Ontology annotation, molecular function: metalloendopeptidase activity. The record is from RefSeq and is a predicted model, not a curated record. Gene Ontology annotation, cellular component: plasma membrane.
GACAUACUUAGUUCCUUUAAAUCGAUCUAGUUCAUAAAUAGGAAGUACUACACCUAUAAAACGGAACUAUAAUAGCAAAUUGUUUCACAUUGAUAAAGUGGUGGUUGAACGAGAAUUACUGUAAUAUAUAUAUAAAUACAGUGAUUGACCAUACAAUAGAAACGUUUCCAAAUAGGCAAAUAUACAAAAAAAAAAUUGAAUUUCGGGAAAUUUAACAAAAAUUGUCUGUGACUCAGUAUUAUGUUAAAUAUCUCUUGUCUCGACCAGUACUACUUUCUUUAGAAAUAAGAGAUUUAUUCACGGAGCGAUAUCGACCAAUACCAACCUCAUUUUUGGGAAUUUCAUAAGCUAUCUUGCUAUUUUUUUGGAGGUAUUCCUAUCAAAUCAAAUACCUGUAGAAGUUUAAAAGUUUCCAUUUCCAUAACACAAAUGGUUGUUGCAGUCUGAGCAUAUCAUUUUGUACACUUUUCGAUAUCAAGUAAAGACCAGUAUGCUCUACUGUCAUAAUGGUCUAAUAAAUAAAAAUGGAGAAAUAUUUGGACACUCUGAUAUCAAAAAACUGGAGCAAGAUGGCCCGUUAUAAACAGACAGAGUUCUCGGAAGAAGACAGCAGUUCGAUUGGUGGUGUGCAGCUGAAUGAACCCAGCAGUAGCACGGGAAUGCAGAUACGUUAUCAUACUGCUAGGGCUACUUUAAAUUGGCGCUCAAGAAAUCGUGUGGAAAAAUGGCUAAUGGUAACGACAAUUUUCUUGUCGUUUAUAAUACUGGGCCUGUUAAUAAUGCUCUUUCAAAAUGAAGCCGACAAGACCACGAGGAUCCUGCAUGUGGAACCGCACAAAGAUAAUCCUGAAAUGCCAUGUUUAAACGAACAUUGUAUAUUUGCCUCCAACGAUAUACUGAAUUCAGUUGAUCGCACAGUUAAUCCUUGUGAGGAUUUCUAUGGGUUUUCCUGCAAUCAAUGGAUUAAAAAUAAUCCCAUACCAGAUGGCAAGUCAUCGUGGGGUACGUUUAGCAAUAUAGAACAGAGAAAUCAAUUGAUUAUAAAAAAUAUUUUGGAGAAACCCAUGAAAACCUUCAAAUCAGAAGCAGAGAAAAAAGCCAAAAUCUAUUAUGAAUCUUGUUUGGAUCGCAAUGAUGAACUGGAGAAAAUGGGUGCCAAGCCCAUGGUAGAUUUUCUAUGGAAAAUUGGUGGCUGGAAUGUGUCACAUACUGGUUUUAAUAUAGCAAAAUGGAAUUUGGCUAAUACGCUGAAGAAAUUACAGAAUAGAUACAAUAUAAAUUGUUUAUUCGGUUGGGCCAUAGGAGAGGAUGAUAAAAACUCCACCCGUCAUGUUAUACAGAUUGAUCAAGGAGGUCUUACCUUACCUACACCGGAAUAUUAUGAAAAUCGCACGGAAAUUCAUCGUAAAGUCCUGAAGGAAUAUAUUGAGUAUAUGACCAAAGUUUGUGUUCUGUUGGGUGCCAAUGAGACUGAUGCACGUCGUCAAAUGGAAGAGAUUAUGAAUUUCGAGACUAAAAUUGCCAAUAUAACUAUACCUCUGGAAGAACGUCGCAAUGAGGAGGCCAUGUAUCAUCCUAUGAAACUAUCAGAAUUAGAUACCUUGGCACCUUUUAUAAAUUGGACUCAACAUUUGGAUUAUGCCAUGCAAUUGGUCAAUCGCCAAGUAACACAAAAGGAAGUGGUGGUGGUUUAUGCUCCAGAAUUCUUAAAGAAACUAUCGGUAAUUAUAACGGAUAUGCAAAAGACAGUGGAGGGUAGAAACACUCUAAACAACUAUUUGGUUUGGCAAGCUGUUCGUGUACUGUCUCCUUGCCUUUCACGCUCUUUCCGUGAUGCUUACAAGGGUGUGCGUAAAGCCCUUAUGGGCUCAGAUGGUGGUGAGGAGGUUUGGCGUUUCUGUGUGGCCGAUACUGGCAAUGUGGUGGGCUUUGCUGUUGGCGCCAUAUUUGUGCGUCAAGCUUUUCAUGGCGAAUCGAAACCCGAAGCUGAACAAAUGAUAAAUGAGAUUCGAGAAGCUUUCAAGCUUAACAUACACAAUCUAACCUGGAUGGAUAAGAGAACACGUGAAAGAGCCAUAGACAAAGCUGAUGCCAUUUCCGAUAUGAUUGGCUUUCCCGAUUACAUAUUAAAUGUUGAGGAAUUGGAUAAAAAAUAUGCUGAUCUUAAUGUCACAGCCAAUGCUUACUUCGAGAACAAUAUACAAUCCAAUAUGUUCAAUUUAAAGAAGAAUUUGGAAAAACUAGAUCAACCCGUUAAUAAGACUAAUUGGGGCAUGGUGCCGCACAUGGUGAAUGCCUACUAUACACCUUCCAAAAAUCAAAUUGUCUUCCCCGCUGGCAUUCUACAAUCACCCUUCUUCGAUAUACACAAUCCGAAAAGUUUAAACUUUGGUGCUAUGGGCGUGGUAAUGGGCCAUGAACUUACACAUGCCUUCGACGACCAGGGGCGAGAGUUUGAUAAAUUUGGAAAUAUAAAUCGUUGGUGGGACAAUAAGAGCAUUGAACGUUUCAAUGAGAAGACCGAAUGUUUUGCCAAACAAUAUGGUUCCUAUGUAAUAAAUGGCAGACAUUUGAAUGGUAAACAAACGUUGGGCGAGAAUAUUGCCGAUAAUGGUGGCUUGAAGGCGGCUUAUCAUGCCUUCCUAAAAACAUCAAUGACUAAGGAGGCAGAUGUUUUGAAACUGCCGGGUUUGAAUUUGACACAUAAACAAUUGUUUUUCGUUUCAUUUGCAAGGGUCUGGUGCUCCACUGAUACCGAUGAAACAACUGUGCUACAAUUAGAAAAAGAUACACAUUCGCCAUCACGUUUGCGAGUCGCUGGUACGCUCUCAAAUAUGCCCGAAUUCGCCGAUGUUUUUCAAUGCAAAGUUGGCUCUAAAAUGAAUCCGGAAAAGAAAUGUGAAGUAUGGUAAAAAGUUUUUAAGUUUAAGUUUUAUUUGUGUUAAUAAUUUAUUUUAGCAAAGUUAAGAAAUUUUAACGAGAGUAUAUGUUUUUAAUAAUUAUAAACGGAAUUUAAAAAAAAAAACAAAACCAAAGUAAACUAUGAACGUAGUAGAAAAAUCCCCAAAAAUAAAAAAAUAAACAAAAUAUUUAAACAAUGUAUGUGUGUGAUUUAUAAUAAUGUAAGAGAACUCUCGUAAAAGCAAUUUUUUUAUAUAUGUAACAAAACGAUAGAAAUAAUAAUAAUAAAUUAUUUAAGAGUAAAUCAAAAAACAAACAUUAACAGAUAUAACAAAAAUUACUAAAAAAAAAUAAAAACCAAAAAACCACUAGUCAAAAGAAAAACAACCCCCAUUAGGGAAAGAGUGAUAAAACUCCGAAAUGUCAUUGUUAUUUUUGAAAAAUAAGAAGAAAAAUUGUAACUCUGGCUUGAAAAUACUAGAGCGGCAGAUUAAGAAUUAAUGAUGAUAACUUCUAACAUUAUUUUCAAAUCUAUGCUACAUAAUUUUUAUUUGUUUAAAUACUACAUAUUUACUCUAAAUGUAACAUUUACCUGUAACGUAUGUAUAAUUUUCCUUAAAACAAGCGAAAACACACAACUUCCAACUUGUAAAAAAAAUAUCUAUUUUUGUAAUUAAUUUAUAAUUUUAACAAAAUAAGAAAAAGAAACUAAAACAAAUUUUAUUGUAAAACAACAAAUUUCAAUCAGUCCAGCGAAAUAUUUUUCUAUUUUGUGCCUAAAAUUAUGUGAAACGGAAUUAAAGAAAAUUCAGCUAUUCGCUCGCGAGCGACUUGACGUUUCGAUGAGAAUUGUUUGACAAACUUUUAUUGGUUUAUUUUUAUGUAUUACACCACUAAGUAACUUUUAGCAUUUAAAAUAUAUUUAUUGUAAUUAAAAUACAUAUAUUGAGUUUAGUGCAAAAACAUAUCCUAAAAGAAAAUGAAAAGAAGACCCAACUUAAAUGAAAAAUAAAUAAACGUAACAAUCUAUAAAGUUUCAAAUUAUGUAGGCAAGUGUUACAAUUAAAGCGACAGGUGACAAGAGGAAAACUUAUGUUUGUUUUAAAUCAGUGGUAGGCAACCAGGGGCUUCGGUUAGUUGAUUGCAAAAACAUAGAGACAAGAAACACAAUCAAUAACUAGUCAGAUUAUAACAGAAAAACAAAGUCUAUAUCUUGUUAUUAUAAGCCAUAUUCCAUGUUCUCUAAAUGCCGAACACUGAUUUAAACAGUUCAUUGAAAAUAACUUAGUUUUAUUAAAAAGCCAUUUAACUUAAUAUUAUAAGAAACAACGAGUUUUUAGUGGAAACAUUCGAGUUUUUGAAUCUCCACUCAUGGUGAAAGGUAGAAAGUGAAUUAUGAUGGGAAAGCAUAAAAUUAUUCAAACUUUACAAAUUUUUUUUUUAUAAUUAUUUUAAAGACUUUUCCCAACAUUUUUUUAAAACCGCCGUCGCUUUAAUUGUAUUUUAAACACUUAAAUAUGCUAUUAAUAAGUUUUUUAUUUUUAAUUUUCUUUUUAACCGAUAAAAUGAUUUUUAUAAAUAUAUAAAUACAAUACAUACAUAAUACAAUAGCAUGAUUCUAUAAUUUCUGUGAUUUUACCUUAAACCAAAAUAAACUUAUGCAUAAAUACUAAACAAACCAAACUUAAGUAAAAAAACCAAUAAUAUUAAAUAAUUUAUAAUGUAAUUUAAAACAAAGAAACACCAAAAUAAUUUAUAAACUAUUUUAAUAAAAAAAAGAAUCCUACAUUUUUAAAAUAUAACUUGAAAACCACAAAUAGCAAA